Exserohilum turcica Et28A is the source of this 1770-nucleotide messenger RNA. RefSeq lists its product as uncharacterized. Bases 1 to 1692 code for a protein of 563 amino acids. Gene Ontology annotation, molecular function: double-stranded DNA binding; RNA binding. NCBI's taxonomy places the organism in Eukaryota, Fungi, Ascomycota, Dothideomycetes, Pleosporales, Pleosporaceae. The transcript is spliced from 2 exons. The record is from RefSeq and is a predicted model, not a curated record. Gene Ontology annotation, cellular component: transcription export complex 2. Gene Ontology annotation, biological process: post-transcriptional tethering of RNA polymerase II gene DNA at nuclear periphery; poly(A)+ mRNA export from nucleus; transcription elongation by RNA polymerase II.
AUGCCUUUUUUCCCAAAUCAGAACGAUGUCGAGACACGUCUGUGCACAGCUGUCAACGUCGCCAUCCAAGCAGGCGAUGCCCACCAAUUACAGUCGAUUGUGCUCCUGGAGCCGCUCGAGGCCAACCGGUGGCCGCCAGAUCACCAAGAGCUCAUCAACUCGUUAAAGCAAAAUUACCCUGUGUCGAAUCCUGUGUCAGAAAAGCGACUCGAGGAUCUAGUGAGGCGGGUGGUGACGGAGACUGCAGAGUCUGAAGAUGCCGAGGGAAGACCUGUGCAGUCUUGGGGUUCGUUGGUCACGUUUCUUGUCGGAUGGAUGACCUUCCUUAGAGACGUUGACGCCAACAAUCUCGUCAUGGUGUUUGAGAUGAUGUCGGACCUUCAGCCGCGAGCCAACAGCGCAUUGCAGCACCCUACCAAAGGCAUCCUGAUGCUUCCCACCAUCAUGUACUAUGCCAAGGUAUUUGCGCGUGUGGCUAUCGGCUUGGAUAACAAUCCUAGUUUGGCCCAGCAGCUCUUGACUGAUGUGGAUGAGGAUGGCCAAAGAGAGUCAUUGCCGGAAAAGGCUGCCAACAUCGUGCGACAGGCCUUUAUCAUAUGCUUGAAUGAUCGAAACACCGUGCCGGGAGGCAUAAGGGAUGGUAAACCUGACGGUAAGAAGGUUGGCAUUUACAAGAUGGCCAAUAUAUGUCUGAAGACAUUGUUUCAAGCCGAUAAACUGGGCAGCUGCGAGACUAUUUUCCACAACAUAUCAAACUCAUCACCGCCACUACACAUUUACCCAGCUGCAGAGAGAACGACAUAUCUCUACUAUCUCGGGCGAUACCAUUUCAGCAACACCAACUUCUACGCCGCUCAGCUCGUCUUGGAAAUAGCGUACAGAGGUUGCCACAGACAAUGUCCGAGGCAGCGCCGUUUGAUUGCCGUCUGCCUCGUCGCCGCAAACAUUAUACUUGGUCGCUUCCCCAACCAAUACAUCUACAACGACCCAGCCAAUGUUGGGUUCCGUGAAGUAUUCGAGCCAAUCACGCGCGCGAUUCGCAAAGGCGACCUCGAAGCGUUCCGCCGGAUUACCAACCUUGACCUUUCGCACCCAAGUGCUGAGUUCAUGAUCAAGUACCGCAUAUUUUAUCCAAUUGGCAACUAUUGCGAAGUCCUUGUAUGGAGAUCGCUCCUCCGGAAAAUAUUCAUCCUUACUGGCAGCAUCGGCGAGGCGUCAAAAGCAGCCGCGUUACUCGACCUCAACGCAGCUGUGCAAGUAUUUCGGUACCUGGAGGCACGCUCAAGGAUCAAGAAUGCCGCGAUGGCUGCCCAGGACCGCGGCCCAGGUCGUCGUAACUUUGGCCACAUAUUCCAGGACCACGCGUCAACGACCAGGUCCACAUACAUCGACCCGGAUUUUGUCGGCUUGAACAAUGUGCAGCCAUAUACACACGAGUUCGACAUUCCCGAGAUGGAAUGCAUAUGCGGUAGUCUCGUCACCCAGGGUUUCCUGAACGCAUACAUUGCGCAGUCGAAGCAAAAGGUCGCAAUCCAAGGUGUGAAGCAUGGUAACCUCAAUGCCGGAUUCCUGGUCCCGUGGGAAGUGAACAAGGAAAAGAACAAGGACGAUGUGCUAGGCUGGAAGAAGGAAGUUGGAGGCGACGGCGGAAAAGUCGUUAGACUCUCGUUUGCAGCGCCGGCGGGAUCGUAGCAAGACGGCCUGGCCUGGAUGAUACCCUUUGUAUGAAGUUUGGAUAAGGAGACCAAAGACCAAGAUACCAAGAACGAG